UUAAUUAAUAAAUUUGAAAUUUAAAAAACAGAAAAAUAAUUGGGUGUUUCCGAUAGUAGUUGUAGCGGUCAAGCCGAGCCGAUCCGAUGACGCGAGCCACUCACACACUGGGGGUUCCCCCAACAACACGCGCCCCUCCCCGGCGACCGUACCGUAUUAUCCCCCACCCUUCCCACUCUUUCGCCUUGCCGUUUCGCUUUCUCUCUCUUCUUUCUCUUUCCGCAUUCCCUCUCUCUUUCUCUCUCUUCUUCCCCGAACCCUAAUUUCUGUUUUCCGAUGCCCGACUUCAACGACUCCAUCGCGCCGCCGUCGCGCCCCGUCCCUGUUCGCGAGGACUGCUGGUCCGAGGAGGCCUCUUCCACGCUUGUUGACGCCUGGGGCCGACGCUACCUCGAGCUCAACCGCGGCAACCUCCGCCAGAAGGAUUGGCAGGAUGUCGCCGAUGCUGUCAACGCGCUCCACGGACACACCAAGAAGACGCACCGCACAGACGUCCAGUGCAAGAACCGCAUCGAUACCAUAAAGAAGAAGUACAAGAUCGAGAAGGCUAGGGUUUCGUCCUCCAAUGGUACUCUCUCUUCCUCCUGGCCUUUCUACGAACGAUUGGAUGCUCUUAUUGGCCCUAAUUUCAACGCCAAGAAACCUCCUUCCUCCUCGCCGUCUCCUUCGCCGCCUGUGGCUCUUCCGCUGCUUCCGCAUCGGAAGAACCCUUCCUCCUCACCUGCGAUUGCGGUGACACCGACGGCCGUCGCGCUGCCUCAGAAGCGUUCCGCCGCUGCGGCGGCGAUGGACGAGGGUUAUUUCAGAAGAAAUUACUCCGCUGUUGCCGCGGCUGCGGCGGCUGCGGAGGCUGACGAAGACGAGGAGGAAGAGGAAGAGGAGGAGGCGGACGAUGUGGAGGAGGAGGAGGACGAAGAUGAAGGGAGGGGGAGCGAGGUGGAGGAAGGGGAGAAGGAGAGUGAAGGGAUGAGGAGAUUGGCGAAGGCGAUAGAGAGGUUUGGUGAAGUGUAUGAGAGAGUGGAGGGUCAGAAGCUGAGGCAGAUGGUGGAUUUGGAGAAACAGAGGAUGCAGUUUGCUAAAGAUCUUGAAGUCCAGAGGAUGCAGAUGUUUAUGGACACACAGGUUCAGCUCGAGAGAAUUAAGCGGGGUAAACGAUCUGGCUCUAACGGUACGACACAUUAUGUGCUUGAAGAAAGGAGGAGAACGGUGAGUUAUUGGUUUGGAAGUCGUAAUAUUCAUAAAAAUCAAGACAGUGAGGAAAAUGAUAUGUAUAGCUAGCCUGGUGAAGUGGGCGAUGGUUGGAUAAUGGUGCUUGAAAAACUGUCUUGGUUUGGGUCUAGUCGUGGGAAAAGUACAUAUCUUCAGCUGAUAUACUGUCAUGAGGGAAAUAUCUCCUAUAGAAAUUUAUCCUGGAGUAAUUUUGGAUUCUUUUAGCUAGCCUUUUAUUUGUUGUUAUUAGUCCUUCCUUAUAAAUUAAAUCAGCGACUGUGCUAGGCCUAAUUUGGCUCCGAUAUAGAAUUUGCUCCAAUGUAUAACACUCUUAUGCCAAAUGCCCUCCCUUUUCCCUUUUCA
This is a messenger RNA of Vigna umbellata (rice bean), 1572 nucleotides long. Its product is annotated as trihelix transcription factor ENAP1-like. NCBI's taxonomy places the organism in Eukaryota, Viridiplantae, Streptophyta, Magnoliopsida, Fabales, Fabaceae. The record is from RefSeq and is a predicted model, not a curated record. Gene Ontology annotation, molecular function: transcription cis-regulatory region binding. Gene Ontology annotation, cellular component: nucleus.